GUCCACCCAUCACACGCACAACGGCACAAACGAACCUACCAUACCAAACAGCCACGCAUCCCUCGCCCCUCUGCGCUCCUCUCUCUCUCUCUCCGUCUCUGUGCCGUCGUCGCCAUUUGUUGUUCCUCUUCACCGGAAAAGUUCUGUCGUAGUAAAGAGAGGAAAAGGAGGGGGAAGCAGUAGAGUGCCAUCCGCCCACCGUCCACGUGGCGCGGCGGUUGCUGCGGCGGCGGCGGGCGCCGGAGAUGUGAGAGCCGCCGUGCCGUUGGAGAUGGCGGCGGCGGCGGGGGCGGGGGGCGGGGGAGAGGGGAAGAAGCGGGGCGCGUCGCGGAGCUGGAUCCUGUUCGACGCGGCCGGGGAGGAGCGGGUGCUGGACGCGGACAAGUACGCCAUCAUGCACCGCGUCGACAUCAACGCGCGCGACCUCCGCAUCCUCGACCCGCUGCUCUCCUACCCCUCCACCAUCCUCGGGCGCGAGGGCGCCAUCGUCCUCAAUCUUGAGCAUAUAAAGGCGAUCAUUACUUCCGACGAGGUUUUGCUUAGGGAUCCUUCUGAUGAGAAUGUAAUCCCUGUAGUAGAGGAGCUCAGGAGGCGCUUGGCACCUUCAAAUGCCACUCAACGUGAUUUAAAGGAGAACUCUAGUGGCCAGCACGAUGUGGAAGGGGAAGAAGAAGACGAAUCUCCCUUUGAGUUUCGUGCGCUGGAGGUUACUCUGGAAGCAAUCUGCAGUUUCCUUGAUGCACGCACUACGGAGCUGGAGACUGGUGCUUACCCAGCUUUGGAUGAAUUGACAUCCAAGAUCAGCAGCCGCAACUUGGAUAGGGUGCGGAAGUUAAAAAGUGGCAUGACGAGCUUGACUGCGAGGGUUCAGAAGGUGAGAGAUGAGCUUGAACAAUUAUUGGAUGAUGACGAUGACAUGGCCGAUCUUUACUUGUCUAGAAAGUUGGCUGGGGCGUCGUCCCCUGUCAGUGCUUCGGGUGGACCAAAUUGGUUCCCAGCAUCCCCAACUAUUGGUUCAAGAAUAUCAAGAGUGAGCAGAGCCAGUGCCGCAACUAUACAUGGAAAUGAGAAUGAUGUGGAAGAGCUAGAAAUGUUACUGGAGGCAUAUUUCAUGCAAAUUGAUGGCACACUAAACAAAUUGACAACGCUGAGAGAGUAUAUUGAUGACACAGAAGAUUACAUCAAUAUCCAGCUUGAUAACCACCGUAAUCAGUUGAUUCAGCUAGAGUUAUUCUUGAGUUCUGGGACCGUCUGUCUGUCACUUUACUCAUUAGUUGCUGGAAUCUUUGGUAUGAACAUACCAUACACCUGGAACGACAACCAUGGAUACGUCUUCAAAUGGGUGGUUCUUGUAUCAGGGCUUUUUUGUGCGUUUAUGUUCAUCUCCAUUGUUGCUUAUGCGAGGCAUAAGGGUCUCAUUGGGUCUUGAAUGACUGAAAUAACCACAUUACUUGCUUCCCUCGACAGUAAAUUUGAGCUAGAGAGCAUCAACUUUGUCGGAUGAUUAAUCUCUUAUACCAAAUUCAUCAUUAUCAAAUUGGGGAUGAUGAAUAGAAACAUAAAUAGAAAAGAAGUAAUUCAAAAGAAAUAUAUGAUAAGUGUCUUCUACUUGUUACAAGGACAUCAAGACGACUCAUAAACGUCUUCAACAAUUGCUCUCUCCAGUGAUUAUUCUUGCAGAGUUCACUUAAAAUGCAUUCAUAUUGUAUUGUUUUAUGCAGAAUAUACUAGUGUAACUAUCAUGACAAAUCUAGCAUUUUCGUUUAUAUUUGUGGUUAAAAUUGAUGGCACGUAAAAAACUAUGUAAAUGUACACUUUUUCAACCAUGGUCUAUGUGUGCUGGCACUUUAUGUUUUUAUGUACGUCAUGUAUCUUUUGUUCUUGUUGA
This is a messenger RNA of Phragmites australis (common reed), 1888 nucleotides long. RefSeq names its product magnesium transporter MRS2-I-like. The record is from RefSeq and is a predicted model, not a curated record. The coding region runs from base 272 to 1429 and encodes 385 amino acids. Gene Ontology annotation, cellular component: membrane. Gene Ontology annotation, biological process: magnesium ion transport; transmembrane transport. Lineage: Eukaryota; Viridiplantae; Streptophyta; Magnoliopsida; Poales; Poaceae. The transcript is spliced from 12 exons. Gene Ontology annotation, molecular function: magnesium ion transmembrane transporter activity.